Molecule: messenger RNA, 1986 nt
Organism: Fundulus heteroclitus (mummichog)
Lineage: Eukaryota; Metazoa; Chordata; Actinopteri; Cyprinodontiformes; Fundulidae
Gene: dmrt2b
Product: doublesex and mab-3 related transcription factor 2b
Exons: 4
Coding region: 353-1699 (448 amino acids)
Biological process (GO): regulation of transcription by RNA polymerase II; sex differentiation
Cellular component (GO): nucleus
Molecular function (GO): DNA-binding transcription factor activity, RNA polymerase II-specific; RNA polymerase II cis-regulatory region sequence-specific DNA binding
Source: RefSeq, a predicted model, not a curated record
CACCUGCUUUAAAUAAACUCCUAUGGGAAACAUUGGCUUCCCAACAAUUUCGGCCUAAUUGAGUUGUGUUGUUAUCAGAGAUCCCAGUCUCCUUUGAAAGAUGAGAACGGUUGGGCAGGGCGGCGCAGGUAGAGGGCUUUUAAAAACGAGAGGGCCUUCCCCCUGUGACCGGGGUUAUUCCCUACAUCUCUGCAGGUGGGUUCUGCGCCAGGAGCUCGGCUUUGCGCCCGAGCUUCUUCUUGGAAAAGGGCGACAAAGAGCAGCCGAGGCAGGCUGAGCGUCUGGCUGCGACGUUUCCACUCUGAACCCGCUGCAGCGAGCUGGAGCGGGGAAUCUCUCUGCGCGUCGCCAGAUGUCCGGGCAACUGGAGAGAGGCCUGCAGCUGAGGAUAACAGCAAAAAGUGAAGCGCUAAAAUCCGAGGAAGUUUUUGACUUGACCACGUCUGACGGAUGCGCCGGUGCGCGCCGCCGCCUCGGGGACCAAGCGGAGAGCAAGGAAGUUGUUGCUCCAGAGUCUCCGGAGGGCUGCGAGCAGAAUGCUGAGCGCAAGAUGACGCGCAGCCCGAAAUGCGCCCGCUGUCGCAACCACGGCGUCGUGUCGUGCCUGAAGGGCCACAAGCGCUUCUGCCGCUGGAGGGACUGCCGGUGCGCCUGCUGCCUGCUGGUGGUGGAGCGGCAGCGCGUCAUGGCGGCGCAGGUUGCGCUCAGAAGGCAACAGGCUGCGGAGGUGAGAAGAGCGCAUGGGCAGGGUAAAAAGGGGGUCAAGUGUUCAGCUCCAUUGAGGAGAACAGCGUAUCAUUGUUUUACCAGAGCGGCUGACUCAAGCACCGUGGCUAAGAGCCACCCGCAGGGGUUAAAACCUCUAACACCCCAAGAGAUCGGCGCGUCCAGCUGGCCGAAGCAGCGCCACCAAACUCACUUUCCCUGCCCCUCCAUCAGCGCCCGCAUGAGAAAGAGACGAGCCUUCGCGGACAAAGAGCUGGAGAACGUGAUGCUGGAGCGCGAGCUGAGGCAGCGAGAGCUGCAGGGCGAACUCUCUUUCCCUCCCUCCGCUCUCAUCCCCGUGCUUCAUCCUCCGCCUCUCCCCGUCUCCCCCUGUCUCCGCUGCUGCUCCCCCGACAAGGACUCUUCCUCUGCAGUGACACCCAGCUGCGUGCCCGCGUAUAAAUAUAAGCAGCUGUGCGACUAUGGCCUCCAGUUUUAUGACUUCUUCCCCCUGAAGAGUAGGUGCUCCACAGGAGGCGACCACGACGGCUUUUUGCUAAGCCGCAGCUCAGCGCAGCACGGGGAGGACAAGGAGGUGGCGAAUGGCUGGAGGGACCGUGGGAAGAGAGCCAAGGCAGAGCCAACACCGCCACCAUCACAGCAAAGACUCAAAACGGAUGCAGACCCCGCGUCGUGUGUUUGCUUUGUCAGACCUACAUUAAAACAAGCAGAACCAGUGGAUUUAGGUGACGUUUCGACUGCCAGACUUUCGACUCCCGGAUCCGAGCCGCCUGUUCUAAGUGAGCUAGAUGUCCCGGCACACACCGGGCCUUUUGAUACCGGACCUGGAGCGGGAAGAGGCUGGAGCGCACACACUCCUUCCACCGAGGCGGGCCCUCGUAUAGAGUUUGACGAGGGCUCUCAACGUGGCUCAGCGAGGACUCCUGCCGUGAGGCCUUUGCCUUUUUCCGUAGAGGCUCUGUUGAGAGCCUGACGGGCAAAUGGAAAACCAGUCAAAGUGCACUUUGUUAUAAUUGUAAACUGGAACUCAGAUCUAUAAAUAACUGCAAAUCGUGCAACACCUAUGCAUUGUUUGAAUUUUCAUCAACAUAUUUUUAGCAAUUUGUUACAUAUUAUUUCAUAAAGAUGUAACUCUAACGGAUAAAUAUUUUUCAUGACUGAAAAUUUGUAUUUUUAUGUAAAAGUCUGCUUUUGCUGUAUUUUUUUGAACAGUCUUUCUCUAUCCUCCUAUGCAGUGCAAUAAAAAACGUUUUAAAUCCA